Messenger RNA from Glycine soja, 1858 nucleotides. RefSeq names its product AAA-ATPase At3g50940-like. The transcript is spliced from 2 exons. Lineage: Eukaryota; Viridiplantae; Streptophyta; Magnoliopsida; Fabales; Fabaceae. The record is from RefSeq and is a predicted model, not a curated record. The coding region runs from base 50 to 1546 and encodes 498 amino acids. Gene Ontology annotation, molecular function: ATP binding; ATP hydrolysis activity.
UGAUUCCUAUUAAAACAGCCAAUACACCACUCUCACCCCCUAACUCAAAAUGUCCUUCUUUUCCUCCUCCAACCUGGCCACCGCCAAGACGGUGCUCUCGGCGGCGGCCUCGGUGGCUGCCACCGCAAUGGUGGUCCGCUCCGUGGCGAGCGACCUCCUCCCGUCGGAGCUCCGGUCCUACAUCACCAACGGCAUCCACAGCAUGUUCUGGCGCUUCUCCUCCGAGAUAACCCUGGUCAUCGACGAGUUCGACGGCCUCCUCAACAACCAAAUCUACGAGGCCGCCGAAACCUACCUCGGCGCCAAAAUCUCUCCCAACACACGCAGACUUAAAGUCAGCAAGCCCGAGACAGACACAACCUUCGCCCUCACAAUGGAGCGCAACGAGUCCUUAACCGACGUUUUCAGAAGCAUGAAAUUUAACUGGGUUCUCGUCUGCCGUCAGGUCGAGUCCAGAGGCUUCCACAACCCUCGCGACCUCAACGCCACCAUGAAAUCCGAGGUUCGCUCCCUCGAACUCACUUUUAACAAGAAGCAUAAAGACAUGGUGCUCCAAACCUAUCUUCCCUAUAUCCUCAACGAAGCCAAGUCCAUGAAACAAGCUACAAAAGCGCUUAAGAUCUUCACAGUCGACUACCAGAACAUGUACGGCAACAUCAGCGACGCGUGGGUGGGGAUGAAGCUGGACCAUCCCGCCACGUUCGACACGCUGGCGAUGGAGCGUGGCGCGAAGGAGUUUGUCAUGAGGGACUUGGAGAGGUUCGUAAAGAGGAAGGAGUAUUAUAGGAGAGUUGGGAAGGCGUGGAAGAGAGGGUAUUUGCUGUAUGGUCCUCCCGGCACCGGGAAAUCGAGCUUGAUUGCUGCCAUGGCGAAUUACUUGAAGUUUGAUGUGUAUGAUUUGGAGCUGACGGAGCUGAAUGCUAACUCGGAGCUCAGGAGGUUGCUCAUUGCAAUGGCGAAUAGGUCCAUUCUUGUUGUGGAGGACAUUGAUUGCACUGUUGAGUUUCAUGAUCGGAGAGCUGAGGCCAGAGCUGCUUCUGGACAUAACAACGACAGACAGGUUACACUAUCGGGGUUGCUUAAUUUCAUUGAUGGGUUAUGGUCAAGUUGUGGGGAUGAGAGGAUCAUAGUGUUCACAACAAACCACAAGGACAAGCUUGACCCUGCAUUGCUGCGCCCUGGUCGAAUGGAUGUUCACAUUCACAUGUCCUAUUGCACUCCCUGUGGUUUCAGGCAGCUAGCUUCCAAUUACCUCGGAAUCAAAGAGCAUUCUCUCUUCGAAAAGAUCGAGGAAGAGAUGCAGAAAACCCAGGUGACUCCUGCUGAGGUAGCAGAACAGCUUCUGAAGAGCAGCCACAUCGAAACUAGCCUCGAACAGCUUAUAGAUUUCAUGAGAAAGAAGAAAGAAACUCAGAAAUUGGAGGCUAAAAAGAAGGAACAAGAGGCCAAAGAGGAACAGCAGAGAAAGGAAAUUGAUGAUGGUGGUAAAGGAGAAAAAGUUGACAGUGAUGAUAACAAUAAUGAAAAGAAAAGUACUACUACCUAGUUAAAUAACACUUCUUGAAACUUUUGAUUAACAUCAUACCUUAAUCAAAAACUUGAAGACUCAUAUUUAUGAAUUUUAUCUUUAUUUAUAUGGUGUUCAAUUUUCUUAUUUUUAUUUAAUAUGAAACUUUAUUUUUCACUUGUAUUCCAACAAUUUACCUGUUGAUGGAAAAAGGAUUGUUGUUAGUGUUCGGGAGUGGGUGUCAAUUGUCAAACCGCCAUAUUUUUGUUUGCUAAGAAAAGCAUUAACUGUUCAUGUCAUAUUGGCACGGAGAAUACUUCUAUAUUUUUGUAUGUAUAGUCGUUACGCUUA